CUGCUGAUCGUCACCCUGGCAAGUUCACGCUCAUCGAUUGGAGAUGGCACGUACGAAGCAAACUGCGCGCAAGUCUACCGGAGGCAAGGCUCCCCGGAAACAACUGGCGACUAAAGCGGCUCGCAAGAGCGCGCCUGCCACGGGCGGAGUGAAGAAGCCUCAUCGCUACAGGCCCGGGACCGUAGCUCUUCGUGAGAUUCGUCGUUAUCAGAAAAGCACGGAGCUGCUGAUCCGUAAAUUGCCCUUCCAGCGUCUCGUCCGCGAGAUCGCUCAGGAUUUCAAGACCGACCUGCGUUUCCAAAGCUCGGCCGUCAUGGCGUUGCAGGAGGCCAGCGAGGCUUAUCUCGUCGGUCUGUUCGAAGACACCAAUCUCUGCGCUAUUCACGCCAAGCGCGUCACCAUCAUGCCCAAAGAUAUUCAGUUGGCGCGUCGUAUCCGUGGAGAGCGUGCUUAAUCAAGAAACUUCACGUAACCGGCCCUUUUUAGGGCCACCAAUAUUUCAUACGAUGAAUCGUCUUUCUUCGCUUACGUAUUUUCCAUGUUUUACAAUUAAGUUUUCUUUUUUUAUACUUUUAAGUUCGACAAUUCUAUUAAUAUGAAUUAUACGCAUUAUUUAUUAAUUCCAUCGAAAACUGAUCUUUUAAGAUAAAAUAUCCUUUCGAAUAACGAAUGUAACUGAAUCGUCAGUUAUAGCGAAUUCGGUUGCUCGCACUAGUGAACACUGAGUGCACAC
Vollenhovia emeryi is the source of this 733-nucleotide messenger RNA. Its product is annotated as histone H3. The coding region runs from base 44 to 454 and encodes 136 amino acids. Gene Ontology annotation, cellular component: nucleosome. The record is from RefSeq and is a predicted model, not a curated record. Lineage: Eukaryota; Metazoa; Arthropoda; Insecta; Hymenoptera; Formicidae. Gene Ontology annotation, molecular function: protein heterodimerization activity; DNA binding; structural constituent of chromatin. The transcript has a single exon.